Penicillium psychrosexuale is the source of this 2436-nucleotide messenger RNA. Its product is annotated as Drug/metabolite transporter. The transcript is spliced from 5 exons. The coding region runs from base 1 to 2436 and encodes 811 amino acids. The record is from RefSeq and is a predicted model, not a curated record. Lineage: Eukaryota; Fungi; Ascomycota; Eurotiomycetes; Eurotiales; Aspergillaceae.
AUGCCUCUGAUCGCACAGCAGCUCCAGCCGAGAGUGAUUCUCGGGUUGAUGACCUUUGGCCCAACCGAGGCCAAGGGUGCUCGUAUCACGUCACUGGAUGAGUUCAACAAAUGCCUUGACUACUUCCAGCAGCAAGGGUUCAAUGAGGUUGACACCGCCCGUAUCUACAUCGGCGGCGAACAGGAGGCAUUCACGGCCAAGGCGAACUGGAAGUCGCGUGGACUGACUCUGGCCACUAAAUGGUACCCAAAUCAGCCCGGCUUCCACAAGCCGGAGGUCGUCCGUGAGAAUUUGGAGCUUUCUUUGAAAGAGUUGCAGACCGAUGUGGUCGACAUCUUCUAUCUGCAUGCAGCAGAUCGUGCCACUCCUUUCGCUGAAACUCUGGAGGCCGUUAACCGGCUGCACAAGGAGGGCAAAUUCGUACAGCUUGGUCUGAGCAACUUUACAGCCUUUGAGGUGGCCGAGAUUUGCGUCCUCUGUGCUGAAAGAGGAUGGGUCCGUCCAACAGUUUACCAGGCCAUGUAUAACGCUAUUACACGUAACAUCGAGACUGAACUCGUUCCUGCCUGCCACCGGUACGGUCUUGACAUCGUUGUCUACAACCCGCUGGCUGGUGGUAUUCUCUCCGGAAAAUACAAGUCGCAAGAUAUCCCUGCGGAAGGCAGAUACAGCGACACGAGCUCUUCUGGACCCAACUAUCGCAAACGUUACUUCAGAGAUGCCACUUUCGAAGCUUUGAGUAUCAUUGAGCCUGUCGUAGAGAAACAUGGUCUGACACUUGUGGAGACGGCUUUGCGCUGGGUCCGCCAUCACUCUGCUCUGAGAAUGGAUAAUGGCGGUCGUGACGGAGUCUUGGUGGGAGUCAGCAGCUUCGAGCAGCUUAAGACUAACCUCGCCGAUCUCCAGAAGGGACCGCUCCCAGAAGAGGUUGUGCAGGCUUUGGACCAGGCUUGGUUGGUUGCCAAGGCCACUUCUCCCAAUUACUGGCAUCUGGAUCUUAAGUAUACUUAUGAUACUCAGAAGGCGGUGUUUGGGCCUAACUUUGAGCUCUCAGAGCCGCGGGUGACCUCAACCCCGGACGCAGUCCACGACUCCGACUCUGACGACGAAAUGGUUGUCAAUCGCCCCCCAUUACACCGUCCAACCGACGGCCGCUCGCAACAGCCCCUCCUCAAAGAUGACCGUCCUCGCUCCCGCCCGCGCUCGAGCUUCGGUAAUUAUGACACAGAAGGCCAGCCCAUGCUGCAUGAAUCACGAAGGCCGACAAUCCGGAGUAAAAGUCCGGAACGCGACGCUGCCCUGGCAACCCGCAAGAAAUAUAUGGUUGCAUCGGGAUUCCUGGUGCUGAGUCUGAUUAGCUUCGUGGUCCAAACGGAGACCGCUUCAUACAUUCAAAAUGAGUUGCAUUGGAAGAAACCGUAUUGCAUGCUCUAUAUGACCCACGGAUCGUGGUCCUUGCUCUGGCUGGUCCAGCUGGGUAUCCUUCGGAUACAGAAACGGAAGCUCACGUGGGAUGUUUUCUGGCGGCGCCAUGUCUUUUUCCUUCGCACCACUGCGCAGAUGGUAGAAUCGCAGGAAGUACAUUUGAGUACUCGCGCGUCCAAUCAAUCGCCAGUCCGCUAUAUGCUGAAGACCACCGCCUUUGUGACCACUGCUCUCACCGUCGCUGGAGGAUCAUGGUACGUGGCAGUCAACAUGACCACUCCCAGCGACCUUACGGCGAUCUAUAACUGCUCGGCGUUCUUCGCAUAUGCCUUUUCGAUUCCGCUAUUGAAGGAGAAACUCCGAAUUGACAAGGUCUUUUCCGUGGCCGUGGCUACCAUCGGCGUCAUGGUCGUUGCCUAUGGGGAUGGGCCUCAUAAGAAGGUCCCGAAAGGAGGCACGGAUGGCAACGGGGGGCAGAACCGAUUGGUCGGAAACAUUGUUAUCGGCGUUGGAAGUAUUCUCUAUGGCCUUUACGAGGUUCUCUAUAAACGCUUUGCCUGUCCUCCGGAAGGUACCAGCUCUGGCCGGGGUACGAUCUUUGCCAAUACUUUUGGCAGUCUAAUAGGGGCUUUCACCCUGUUGGUACUAUGGAUCCCAUUACCAUUUUUUCACUGGACAGGAUGGGAGACUUUUGAAUGGCCGACUGGCGAAGCAGCAUGGAUGCUGCUCAUUUCCGUGGGUGCCAAUGCUACGUUCUCGGGCUCUUUCCUUGUGCUCAUCUCCCUCACAUCGCCCGUCCUAUCCUCAGUCGCCGCGCUCCUUACUAUUUUCCUCGUCGCUCUGGUGGACUGGUUCCGAACUGGGAACUCACUUUCUCUAGCCUCGAUCAUUGGAGGCGUCUUGAUUACGGUGGCAUUUUUCAUGCUGAGCAUCAGCACAUAUAGAGAGAUGAAUGAGGAGCGGAAGAAGCAUCUAGAGAACGAUGAGAUCGAGUCUGACAGUGAUGCAUAG